GCAGCUGUACCGCAAUGACAGUUCUUUAUAUCCCACCUUCCUUCCUAUUCAGGCAGUGCAAACAUAGACAAUUCCAAGUCCUCCUUCCCUACACAAUUUCUCAUGGCUGCCAUCCUACUCUUUCUUCUCUUUCUCUCCACAUCUUCUACUGCAACAGCUCAACCAAAACAUACAAACAUAACCUUAGAAUCUCCUCUCUCAGCCACCACCCAGCCCACUUCAUGGCUCUCACCUUCCCGCUUAUUCGCUUUCGGUUUCUACCGUGAAGGCACCGGCUUCAAAGUCGGAAUAUGGUUGGAGACAAGCCCAAACAAGACUAUCGUGUGGACAGCCAACCAAGAUGACCCUCCUCUUUCUGGCAACAGUACAUUGGUCUUAAUGAACAAUGGUCUCUUUCUAAAAACUGCUGGAGCCCCAGAUAUGAUCAUUUCAGGUAAUAACUCAUCCCUUCCGGUGUAUUCAGCUUCGAUGCUCGAUUCAGGCAACUUGGUUCUCUACAAUUCCGAUUACAAAAGCAUCUGGGAAAGCUUCAAUUAUCCAACUGACACCAUCUUAGGGGGUCAAUCCCUUCUUCCGAACUAUCAACUAUUCUCAAGCGCAUCAGAAACUGACCAUUCGACCGGGGGCUUUCAGCUGAGCAUGCAAACCGACGCAAACCUCGUGUUGUACCCGAAAGACACUAGUCACACUCCUGGCGAUGCAUAUUGGGCAACAGGGACUAAUACGCCAGGAAACAUCCUGAGACUACAGCUCUACCAAGAUGGCUCCCUGUACCUAGUCAAUGCAACUGGCUACAAUACAAGUUUCGGGGCAAGACGGGCGGUUGCUAAUAACGGAAAUGUUAUCUACCGUGCGACCCUCGACGUUGAUGGGAUUUUCCGCUUGUAUUCCCACAGCUUCACACGGAGCGGUAUCUCAACAAUGAAGAUGGAAUGGUCUGCCUUGUCAAAUAAAUGUAAGGUGAAUAGUAUCUGCGGGGUUAAUAGCUACUGUACUUUGAGUACAGAUGACAAACCCAAUUGCCUUUGUCUGCCUGGUUUCAAUUUCACCGAUCCUGAUAAAAAAUUCGUGGGCUGCAGCAGAAACUUCACACUGGAAGUUUGCAUUGACAAGAAAGAAAAUUUUACAUAUGAAACUUCUACAGUGGAGAGUGUGCAGUUUCUCGACAGUUCGUAUGCUACUUUAUCAAUAACUAAAGAUGAAUGCCGAAAGGUUUGUUUGGACGAUUGUAAUUGUGAGGCUGCAAUGUUUGAAAAUGAAAAGUGCAUGAAACUUACGCUUCCAUUGAAGUAUGGGAGAGCAAGCGAAUCGGCCUCAUCAAUCAUUUUCAUCAAGGUGGGUCAUGAAAGUUCCGUGGAUGCUAUCACCGAUUCAUUUCCAAAUGUAACAAGGAUGGUACCUGGUGAAAUCAAGAAAGAGCCGCGUGUGAAGAUUUUAAUCGCAGGUAUAGUUCUUGCCGCGUGUUUAGUUGCCAGCAUUGCUUUUUCCUGUUUUCUUAUUUACAGGAAUCGAGCACAAAGCUAUAAAAAGAUGAAGGAUGAUAACAAUUUGAGCUUGUCUGAGGAGAUUGUUCUCCGAUCAUUUUCUUACAAUGAGCUCGUGAAAGCAACUGACAAUUUCAAGGAAGAGUUGGGAAAGGGUUCUUUUGGAACAGUUUAUAAAGGGUCCUUAUACAAUAGCAACAGAACGGUUGCUGUUAAGCGACUCGAGAAAAUGGUUGAAGAAGGAGAAAGGGAGUUCCGUGCUGAAACCAGAGCAAUAGGGAGAACUCAUCACAGGAACUUGGUCCGAUUGCUCGGCUUUUGUGAUGAGGGUUCUUCUAGGCUUCUGGUUUACGAAUACAUGAGCAACGGAUCUCUUGCAAACCUUCUAUUCAAGGCCCAAAGCCGACAUGAUUGGAAAGAAAGAGUGAGAAUUGCACUAGAUGUCGCCAGAGGGAUAUUCUAUCUACAUGAAGAAUGCGAGCCUCAUAUCAUCCACUGUGAUAUAAAACCUCAAAACAUACUCAUGGAUGGCUUUUGGACUGCAAAGAUAUCUGAUUUCGGGUUGGCAAAGCUGCUUAUGCCUGAUCAAACAAGAACCUUUACUGGCGUUAGAGGGACGAGAGGGUACUUGGCACCUGAAUGGCAGAAGAACACACCUAUAUCAUUGAAGGCAGAUGUUUAUAGCUACGGGAUCGUUUUAUUGGAAAUUAUAUGUUGCAGGAGGUAUAUUGAAUUAGAGGUUCCAGAUAAUGAGAUUGUUCUCUCUGAAUGGGUUUAUAGUUGCUUUGUGGGUGGAGAGUUGCGUAAGCUUCUGGGCGGAGAAGAAGUGGAAGGGAAGAUUUUGGAUAGGAUGGUAAAGGUGGGGUUGUGGUGUAUUCAAGAUGAACCGGCACUUCGUCCUUCCAUGAAGAAUGUGAUUUUGAUGAUGGAAGGGAACAUGGAUAUACCCAUUCCCCCAUCUCCCACGUCAUCCAUGAACAUUUCUUUCUGAAU
Magnolia sinica is the source of this 2477-nucleotide messenger RNA. RefSeq names its product G-type lectin S-receptor-like serine/threonine-protein kinase LECRK2. Gene Ontology annotation, molecular function: ATP binding; protein serine/threonine kinase activity. Bases 103 to 2475 code for a protein of 790 amino acids. Gene Ontology annotation, biological process: protein phosphorylation; recognition of pollen. NCBI's taxonomy places the organism in Eukaryota, Viridiplantae, Streptophyta, Magnoliopsida, Magnoliales, Magnoliaceae. The record is from RefSeq and is a predicted model, not a curated record. The transcript has a single exon.